Dictyostelium discoideum AX4 is the source of this 4827-nucleotide messenger RNA. RefSeq lists its product as hypothetical. The transcript is spliced from 7 exons. The record is from RefSeq and is a predicted model, not a curated record. Bases 1 to 4827 code for a protein of 1608 amino acids. NCBI's taxonomy places the organism in Eukaryota, Evosea, Eumycetozoa, Dictyosteliales, Dictyosteliaceae.
AUGGCUAUGGCGUUGGCUGUUAAUGGAAUGUCUACCAUACCUAUUACACUUUAUUCAAUAGUUUUAAAUAAAAUAUUAAAAUAUGAUUGUAAAGAUAGUCCAGGAGGGCAUUUUUUAAUAUUUAUACCAAGAAUAAUUUUGGUAAUACCAUUUUUCUUUUCAUUCCCAUUAUUAGCAUAUUUAUAUGGAUGGCUAGUUGAUAAAGCAAUUCAAGGUGCAGUUUAUGUACCAUUUGUAAUUGCAAUUGGAUUUUUAUUUGCAAUAGUAAUUGGUUAUUGGUUCACAAGAUCAAUGAGUUUAUUUAAAGAUUCAAUUAGUAAAAUGAAAAUAACUGGAGAUGAAAGUUAUUUUAAAGGACUUGGAGAAAGUCUUUUAGAUAUUGGUGCAGUAUUUGCAUUUUUUAUAUCAAUUAUUACAAUAGUUAGAAUUCCAUUCAUGUUAAUGGCAUUAGCAAAAAGAAGUACUUUUGAGUAUGAUAAAAAGUCAAUUAGAAAGAAUUUAUUCAUUCAUAUGUUUUUAAUCAUUUUUGAUAUUUUAUCAUUACCUUCACUAUUAAUUGUUUUAUUAACAAUUUUAAGAGCUGGUUCAUUAUUUUCAAAAAUUAAAAAAGAUUAUUCAACACCAUGGAGAAUAUGUUUUAAUUUAAAUCUUAGAUUAGAAAUUUUAAAAAAUGCAAUAAUUGUUUUCUUAGAAUUUGGAGUAAUGUUAUUAAGUUUUGUUUUAAUUUUAGCACCAUGGAGAAUUCCAACUGCAAUUAAAGAAUUUAAAAAAGGUAAAUCUCAAGGUGAAAAAUUUGGACAAUACUUUGUUGAAGAAUUAAAUGCAUUAGUAGAUUUAGGUGUAAUUUUAAUAUGUACACCAUUACUUGUUACUCUUUAUAGAAUACCUGUAUUAAUUCAUAAAUUUCGUAGAAAUGAUGUUACAAAUGCAAGAGAAAGAAGAAUUGAAGCAUUAUUUCAAACAUUAUUUAUUAUAGUUGAUUUCUUUAUAUUAUUAUUUUCAAUAUUUAUAUUGAUUACAAUUUAUAGAGUACCAAGAACCAUUAGAAAGAUUUUAGAUUCACCACAUAGAUAUUAUGAAAAGAUUACAAUUCAAUUCUUAAAGAUUUGGGCAGAUGUACCAUUCUUGUUUAUGGGAUUAAUUGUAACUAUUUUAUUAUGGAGAGCACCAUUUAUGUAUACUCAAAUGUAUAGAGCAACCACUAAAAGAGAUAGAAGAUCAAUUAUUAAACGUCAUUUCCUUUGGUUAUGGAUUGAUAUUUUAGAUUUACCAUUUGUUUUAAGUAGUUUCAUUAUCUUAUUAACAUUAUGGAGAUCCUAUGCAUUCGUUUGUGGUUUCAUUACAAUGGAUACUCGUAAAAAGCAAAGAAUAUUCGUUAUUAAACAAAUCUUUUAUUGGUUUAUGGAUAUACCAACUUUUAUUGGUCUAUUAUUAAUUACUAUCACAAUUUAUAGAUUACCAAAAACCAUAAAAUUAUUAAGAAGUUAUUUUAAAUAUACAAAUUUUGAUAUGGAUUUAUCAAAAGUUAAUUCCUCCUCUUCAAAUACCUCAAAUACUUCUAGAAGAGAUGCAUAUACUUUUGAAGAUUCACAAAUACCACCAAUACCAUCAGAAGAAGAAAAUGAAGAUAAUCCAACACCAGUAAUUCAAAAUAAUCAAUCAAAAUCAAAUAGUAAUAAUAAUAAUAAUAAUAAUAAUAAUAAUUUAGAAAUUGAAGAAGAAAGAUUUUCAUCUUGGCGUAAAGUUGUAUUAAGUCAAUUAUUUUUAUUAUUAAUUGAUAUACCAUUCCCAAUAUUAAUCUUAAUGACAAUGUGGAGAUUACCAAUUUUAAUUAAGAGAUUAAAAGAAAUUAAUGAUCCAAUUAGAAAAUAUUCAUUAAGAAGAUUAUUAAUUUUAAGAUAUGUUUUAUUGACAUUUUUAGAUUUGCUUUGUUUGGUACCAACAUUAUUUAUAUUGUUAACAGGUUGGAGAAUACCAUCAUUCAUAUCAAUGGUAAAGCAAUACCAACGUGGUGACAAUGAACAUAGAUUACUUGGUUUACUAUUUUGGGAUACUCUAGUCGAUAUACCAUUUGUAUUGAUGGGUUUAAUUACAAUACCAUUCCUUUGGAGAGGUCCAUUUUUAAUUAAAACCAUUUUCAUCAAACGUGAAUGUAAAACCGAUAAAGAAGCAAGAAUAAUGGCAGCAAAAUAUUUGGGUGUAUGUUUAUUGGAUUUGGUAAUAUUCUUGGAAUUAAUUAUAAUCACUUGUACAAUGUGGAGAUUUAAAACUUUUAUUAAAACAUUUAAAGAUGAAUUAAAAAGAAGAGAAACUGAUAGAUCAUCACAUAAAUUCUUUCAAACUAUUUGUUUCUUUUAUUCAACAUCAAUCACUUGUAUUAUCAUUGUAGUUGAUAUUUGGAAAUCUAUUCAAAUUUUAAUCAUUUGUUUAUUCAUUAAACAAAUUGCACCACUUUAUAGAGCAAUUAAAACCAAAAUUGCAGAAACACCAGAUUUCACAUUGGCUGAUACUUUGAAAAUUAUAGAUUACUAUUUCCUUCAUACUCUUAUGGAUGUACCACAUGUUUUCUUAAUACCAAUUAAAUUAUUGGCUUUCCCAUUCCUACCAAUUCAUUUAUAUUUAAAGUAUAGAAUUAAAGCAAAACAAAAUGAACAAAGAAAAUUACAAUUGGAAAAGCAACGUGAAGAAAUUCAAAUUCAUAUUCAAAGACAAUAUGAUAAUUUGGAUAAUGAUUUACCAAUUAUACCAAUACCAAAUAAUCCAACAUUGGUUAAAGAUGAAGAUUUAAUUGAAACAUCUACUACAAUGUCAUUUAUUCAUUAUCCAAUACUUUGGUUACAUGAUACUUCAAAAGAAUUAUUAAAUUAUUAUGAAUUGGAUAAAUUCUUUAUAAUUAAUAUGUUUGGAUUAGGUUUAAUAGUAAUUAAUGAACUUUCAUUGAUUGUUGUAUUGGUAAAUUGUUUAUACAUGUUUUUGGUUACACUUGGUUCACCAGCAUGGAGAGGUACAAUGGAAAAAUAUGGUUGGGAUGCAUUGGGUAAAGCUUCAGGUCCAAUGGUGAUUUUCGAAUAUAUUACAGUGGUAUUACAAGCUUUAUUAUUCCCAAUAUUCAUUUUAAUUCAAAUUGCAAUCGUACUAUUACCAACUCUAUUGGCACUUGGUUUUUAUCCAUCACCAAAUCUCGAUUUCGUUCAAUAUUGGAAAGGUUUCUUUAGUGAACGUUCUUUCUGGAGAGAGGCUUCCCAAUUUUCAAGUGGAGUUUGGGUGGCUCAAGCAUUUUGGUUCUUGGUUUGUGUUGUAUCUUGGCAUGUAACAUUUAAAGUCGCUAAAAAACAUAUACCAAUUUUCUCACCAUGGAAAUCAUAUUAUUGGUUAGUAAAGAAAGUAUUCCAUGGUAGAAUUUGGUUCUGCUAUAGAUGGUUAUUGGUUCAAGGUACUAGAGUUUGUUAUAAAUUAAGAAGAGCUUGUUUAAUUGGUGAAUUGUUAAUGUUCCCAUUAUUCAUCAUUUGGACUUGUUGGUCAUUCAUUAUACCAAUUGUAACAAAGAUUUAUUAUAUUUUCAUUGCUUCUGGUAUCAUUUCAUUAGGUUUAAUAGUUAUUGCUUAUAAAGUUGUAAAAGAGAAUUGGAAUGAUAAAGCUGCCAAUGGUGGUCAAGAUGGUGGUGCUGAUAAGAAUCAAUUAUUAAUGAAUCUACAAUCGGUAGAAUGUGAAUUGCCAGAAAGUGGUGGUAUAGUAUUUAAAUUCCAAGCUAAUAAAUCAUAUGAUCAAUCGUUAAUUCAAAUUAAAGAUGCACGUCUUUCAAUUGAAGGUGAAUCACUUUGGGAGGCAAUCUAUCAAAUUGUUGGUAAAACUAAAGUUAGAGCGGCAUUAAUGGUAGUUGGUUAUCCAAUCUCUUUGGUACCAAUGUUUUUAGAUGUUGAUCAAGUUAAUCAAACUACUCAAAAUUUGGAUGAUUCUGGUAGAACUCAAAGAACAUGUUCUUUCCAAUUAAAAAUUGGUAUUGAAGGUAGUAAAUUCUUAAUGAAAAAGAAAUUAAUUACAAGAUUAUUAAAUCAAAUUAGAGAAAUUAAUAAUCAACCAUUCGAAAUUGUAAUUGAAUAUGGUAAAAAGAAUUUUGGUUGGGAAAAACAUGGAAAUAUACUUAAAUUUAAAACUUCUGUUACAACAUUAUUUGAUAAUACAAUUAAUUCAAUUAAUAAUUAUGAAAGUUAUUUUGAUAAUAAUAAUAAUAUUCGUUUAAAUGAUAUUGGUACACCAUCUUAUAAUAAUAAUAAUAAUAAUAAUAGAUUAUCUCCAAUAGCUCCAGCCAGAAAUAAUACCUCAUCAAGUGUUAGAAAUGCAAGAAAUAGUGUUGAAAUUCAAAGAAGUCAUUAUACCAUAAAUAAUGAUGAAAUUGAUCCUGAACAAAUUGAAAUUUUAAGACAAAUCCAACUUGAGAAUGAAAAAAGAAAACAACAACAAAAACAACAACAACAACAACAACAACAACAACAACAAGAAGAAAAUGAAAAUAAACAAGAACAAGAACAAGAACAAGAACAUCAACAAGAACAAGAACAUGAACAAGAACAAGGACUUGAAGAGCAAGAGCAAGAACAAAUUAGUCCAGUGGUUGAAUCAACAUCAUCAUCAUCAUCAUCCCAAUCACCAAUUGAAUCAUCAAUUCAACCAGUGGUUCAAGAACAAUCAAUUACUAUGGAUGAUUAUAUUUUAGAUGAUGGUCAAGAUACUGAAGAAUUUUAUAAAAGUUUAGAUAAAAGUAAUAAUGUAACUACAUCUACAACAACAACACCUACAAAAUUAAGAAAAAGAAAUAUGAAAAAAUAA